Messenger RNA from Phragmites australis (common reed), 3664 nucleotides. RefSeq names its product phototropin-1A. Gene Ontology annotation, molecular function: ATP binding; protein serine/threonine kinase activity. Gene Ontology annotation, biological process: protein phosphorylation. Lineage: Eukaryota; Viridiplantae; Streptophyta; Magnoliopsida; Poales; Poaceae. Gene Ontology annotation, cellular component: nucleus; cytoplasm; plasma membrane. Bases 545 to 3319 code for a protein of 924 amino acids. The transcript is spliced from 24 exons. The record is from RefSeq and is a predicted model, not a curated record.
GCAAUGCAAUGCAAUGCAAUUCCUGAUGGACACUAUCGACAGACUGCAUGUACUCCUAUAGGUCGCUGCUUUGUCUUCAUCGAUCUGUCUGUAUGUUCUCUCACUCCAUCUCUGAUCUCUCUCUUUCUCGUGUGCUGUGGCCUGUGGGCGUGCCUUGCUUGCAUCCAUCAGUUUCAGGUGAUCAGUAGCCUCCCUCCAUCUCCAUGCCGCCAUACGGUACGGUUCCCUCUCUCCAGCACUCACUAGUCAUCACCUAGCGAUAGAUAUGGAUCUACUAUACAUGCAUGAAUGCGCUAUAUAUCAUGUGAUAUAUACGAUGGCCAAAUCCCAAUACCAAUCUCAAUAAAGAAGAAGAAGAAGAAGAAAGGCAAGCUAGCCACCGGAGUACAGCCACCGGAGAAGAGAGGAGGAAGAAGAACGACACACCACAUCGAGGAGCGAGGUGCUUGGAUUGCGCUGUUGCAUCAUCCUCCAGCUGCUAGCUGCUCAUACCCAUAGCUGGCUCGCUCAGAAUUAUAUAUAUUUCUGAUCGAGUCAGAUCGAAAUGGCUUCCAAAGGUCUUCCGCGCGACUCCCGGGGUUCCCUCGAAGUCUUCAACCCCAACUCCGGCGCUUCUUCUUCCUCCUUCCUCCGCCCACCAGCAAAGCCGUCCACUUCCCCAUUCUCCAGUCUUGCCGGGGAUGUGCAGCAGCAGGAGGAGGAUAAGGAGGACGUGGUGGGCAGGGCCGCGCAGAGGGCCGCCGAGUGGGGCCUCGUGCUCCACACCGACGAGCACACCGGCCGCCCCCAGGGCGUCGCCGCCCGCCCCUCCGGUUCCUCCCGCAGCAGCGGCAGCAUCGACGAGAGGACCAGCGGCGGGGACGGCGGCGGCAGAGCGCUCCCCCGGGUGUCGGAGGAGCUCCGCGCCGCGCUGUCGGCGUUCCAGCAGACGUUCGUGGUGUCGGACGCCACCCGCCCCGACCACCCCAUCCUCUACGCCAGCGCAGGCUUCUUCAACAUGACCGGCUACUCCUCCAAGGAGGUCGUCGGAAGGAACUGCCGCUUCCUUCAAGGCUCCGGGACCGACCCAGCAGAAAUUGCAAAGAUCAGACAAGCUCUUGCAGCUGGAUCCAACUACUGCGGUCGCGUUCUUAAUUACAAGAAGGAUGGUACGCCAUUCUGGAACCUCUUAACCAUUGCCCCCAUCAAGGAUGAGGAUGGCAGGGUCCUCAAGUUCAUCGGGAUGCAAGUGGAAGUGAGUAAAUACACUGAAGGGAACAAGGACAUGGUUGUUCGUCCAAAUGGAUUGCCAGAAUCACUCAUCAAAUAUGAUGCAAGACAGAAGGAUCAGGCCCGUAGCUCGGUGUCUGAGCUUUUGCUGGCUCUCAAGAAUCCACGGUCACUGUCAGAAUCAAGAAAUAGCACCUUCAAAAGAAAAUCUCAGGAAUCAGAAGGUGUGUUUCCGAGUGAUGGUCCUGGCAAAAGAAGCUCUGAAAGUGGGUCUCAUCGUAACUCUCGCAGUGGAAUUAGAAGCUCUCUGCAGAAAAUCAGUGAAAUACCCGAAGGAGGGAAUAAAACUAGAAAAUCUGGUUUGCGUUCAUUUAUAGGUUUUCUUGGUAUGGGCCAUGGAAAUGUAGAGAAGAAUAUGCUGAAACCAAGAGAAGAAGAUCCACUACUUGACAGUGAUGAUGAAAGACCUGAGAGCUUUGAUGAUGAGCUUAGGAGAAAAGAAAUGAGAAGGGGUAUAGACUUGGCUACUACACUUGAACGUAUUGAAAAGAAUUUUGUCAUCACCGAUCCAAGAUUACCUGAUAAUCCAAUUAUAUUUGCAUCGGAUAGCUUUCUGCAAUUGACAGAAUAUAGCCGUGAAGAGAUAUUGGGAAGAAAUUGCAGGUUUCUUCAAGGCCCUGAAACUGACCGUGGGACAGUUAAGAAAAUAAGAGAUGCCAUAGAUAACCAAACAGAGGUCACAGUUCAGCUGAUAAAUUAUACAAAGAGCGGUAAAAAGUUCUGGAACCUCUUUCACUUGCAACCGAUGCGUGAUCAGAAGGGUGAUGUUCAGUACUUCAUUGGGGUUCAAUUAGAUGGAACUGAGCGUGUUCCUGAUGCUGCUGCAAAAGAUGGUGCCAUGCUGGUUAAGAAAACUGCAGACAAUAUUGACGAGGCGGCAAAGGAACUUCCAGAUGCCAAUUUGAGACCAGAGGAUCUAUGGGCAAAUCACUCAAAACUAGUCUUGCCAAAGCCACAUAUGAAGGAUACUGCAUCAUGGAGAGCCAUCCAAAAGGUUCUUGAGAGUGGUGAAAGCAUCGACUUGAAACAUUUCAGGCCAGUAAAACCUUUAGGGUCUGGUGACACUGGCAGUGUGCACUUGGUGGAGUUGCUAGGCACAGGUGAAUACUUUGCCAUGAAAGCUAUGGACAAAAGUGUCAUGCUUAACCGAAACAAGGUCCAUAGAGCUACUGCUGAACGACAAAUCCUUGAUAUGCUGGACCACCCGUUCCUUCCGACAUUAUAUGCAUCAUUUCAGACAAAGACACAUAUAUGUCUCAUUACUGACUACUGCUCUGGUGGGGAGCUCUUUAUGCUACUUGAUAGGCAACCUUUGAAGGUUCUAAAGGAAGAUGCGGUCAGGUUCUAUGCUGCAGAAGUGGUCGUUGCACUGGAAUACCUGCAUUGCCAAGGUAUAAUCUACCGAGACUUAAAACCGGAGAAUAUUUUACUUCAUAGAGAUGGGCACAUUUCCUUGACAGACUUUGAUUUGUCUUGCUUGACAUCAUGCAAACCACAGGUGUUUCUUCCGGAAGGUGCCGAUAAGAAAAAAAGGAGGAAGAGCAGGAGUUGUCCCAUAUUUUUUGCUGAACCUAUGCGAGCAUCCAAUUCGUUUGUUGGUACAGAAGAGUACAUUGCACCUGAGAUUAUUACUGGAGCAGGUCAUACAAGUGCUGUUGAUUGGUGGGCGCUAGGAAUUCUUCUGUAUGAAAUGCUGUAUGGUUAUACGCCCUUCAGAGGAAAGACGAGACAAAGGACCUUUGCUAAUAUUCUGCAUAAGGACAUCAGAUUUCCUGCGAGUAUAUCGGUGAGCCUGGCGGGGAGGCAGCUGAUGUACCGGCUGUUGCACCGGGACCCUGCAAACAGGCUGGGCUCAUACGAGGGAGCUAACGAGAUAAAGCAGCACCCCUUCUUCCGCGGCAUCAACUGGGCGCUUGUUCGCGCCACGGCUCCCCCGAAGCUGGAGGUUCCCCUGUUUUCGUCGGAUGGCGGCGGCAUGGGAGCUCAGACUGACACUGAGAAGCAGGAGGGGCCAGCAAUGAUGAGCGACGCUGCUGCUGAUGUCUUCUGAACGAAGAUGAAGAUGCAUGCAUGAUAAUAUAUCAAGCUACUCUAGAUGGAGACGAUAAGAUGCCUUAUGCCUCGAUCGUGUACCAUGGAUGAUCCUCUGCUCAGUGCAAGGAUCGAUGCCUUGCCUACAAUAUAAUAAUGUCGUCGAUCGUAACUGCCGUUUUUAGUCAUAUCAUAUACUUAUAUAUGUAUGUAUGUACAUGCAGAAGGUAUAUAUGAUAUGAGCGAGAAUAACAAUUAAGGAUCAUAUCGAGCUAGAGUUGUUCAGUCGGUCGCUCCUGUAAAACUAUCCCUCCGUUUAAAAAUACAGGGAAUAAAACAAAAUGAAACGGGAUGGUUUUGCUUA